GUAAGCCUCCAUUCCAAAGGAAACAAACCCAAAAGAAUUGCAGAUUUGAAAAAAAAAGAUGCAAAUCCAUUAUUCUAAACUCAAGAUCAGAUUUUUCCCUAUCACUGAAUUCAAAUAAAUAAAAAAAUAAUAAUAAUCAUACGUAUUUAACAUAAAACAGAAAAGGAAUGAUUUUCAGUAACAUACACACUAUUGUAAGUAAUUACAAUUUCAUUGCACACCUAGAUCUGACAAUACUACAAGGGAAAUCCCAGCAGUGCAUCUGUCACUUAGCCCAGGGAAGGUGUGUCAAUAUGUGUUGCCAUGGCGACGGCGUCCCUGCCUGUCUGUGUGUGUGUGUGUGUGUGUGUGUGUGUGUGCGGUGAGGUAUUCUCGUUAGUGAGCUCUUAGUAAAACAACAUUUAAUCUUACUACCUAAUAAACACUGAAUGCAGCUUUAAGUCAGAAAAUUGACUGGAGUUUCAUUCAUGUACGUGACGUAAAAGGAACUCCGAAAACUACAAAGCAGAGAGAAGGAAUCAGACGUCUCUCUUUAUCUAUCGUGAGUCGCCUACCAGUACACAGACCUUCAGACUACCUGCUACUGCUGUGGCCUGAACACCCCGCACAGUUCCAACAUGGCCCUGCUGGCUCGAGAACGCCGUGUGUCCCGCUCAGCCUUCACCAGGGACUACUACCGGCCCAGCCCUGCCCUCGUCACCGCCGCCGCCGCCGCCUCCUCCGUUAGCAGCCAUCCUCCCUCUGCCCCACCUGUAGCCCCCAAGAGGCCGGGAGAGGUUGGCGGGGAGGCGUGGGUACCGCCGCCGCCUGUCAACCCCAGUGUGUGGCGCGCCUCUCACGCAGCACGCCUUCAGCACGCCCACGCCUGCUCUUCCCGGGCGCAGCGAAUCAGAGAGGAAAACAAACGUGUGUGUGACGAGACGGAACGCUUGACUGCCAGUCACCGCAGCGAGGUGGAGCGCCGCCUUGAGGACAGGAUCGGGGAUGUCACCUUCUGGCGGGAGGAGAUGUCAGGCCGCCAUGCCAGCCUUGACCAGGAUGCCUCCAAGCUAAAGGUCCUGAGGGAAAGGCUCCGGAAAGCUCACCACCUGUACCUCCAGCCCCUCGAGGUUGCCCUGAAGUGCAUUGAUAUUAGGCGGGAGCGAGUGGGUGUGGAGGAGGUGGAAGACGAGGUGUCGACAGCGCUGCGUCAGGAGGUACAGGAGCUCGGAAGGUGUCGUGCAGCCCUUGCGGAUGGCCUGGCUGACACAGAGCACCAGCUCCGUCGCGUGCUAGCCUGUCGCCAUCACCUGCAGCAGGACGUCAUGGACAAGGACACCGCCCUUGAGGUAGAACAGAACACUGCACGCCUCACGCCCACCGCCCCACCCACCACCAUCAUUCCUGCUCAGAAAGUUGAUCCCAGCCCCGUGUCGGUGGACGGAUGGUACGGGACGGGCGAGAAACUGCUGUCCAGAGCAGACCAGGAACACCAAUUGGCAGACCAGGUGCUGGACGCUGCUGAAGAUCUUUUAGUGGCCACAUCACGUCACCUCCGGCAGCGACUGGACCACACUGAUCACUGCCUGAAGGAGCGGAUUGCGGACACCAGGCACGCCAAAACACUGCUUGAGGAGGAGCAUGCUAAGGUGGUGGAAGAGGAAAGACAGCUGGAGAAAAGUCUGGUGGAGGUGGAGGACCAACUGGAAGCCAAAAGGGGACCUCUCGCCCUGGUCCAGACUCGCCUGCACUCCCGCGCCAGGAGACCCAACAUGGAGAGGACCCGAGACGAGGUGGAGGAAGCUCUGCUGCGCGAGGUGGACGAAUUAGAGUUGACGAUUUCACGCUUGACCUCUGCCGCUGAGAUAUCCCGCAGGCAGCUCCAGAACCUGAGGUCGGAACGAGUCAGCCUUGAACAUGACAUUAAUCUGAAGGCCAGGACUCUGUUGCUGGACGAGGUGAAGGUGGCGGGUCUAAGAAGCACCGUCACUAUCGACACGCACUGACCACGCCACCAAGAGACAGGAAAGAUUUGAAGAGAUGAUAAAGAACACAACACGCGCCACACAAAGAGAAGGGAGUGUAAGGAUAAAGAGCCACAGCACACAAGAGAGAGAAAGAGAGCAGCUUCUUUGACCCAUUCUCUGUCAAGAUAUAUGCUAGGAGAGAGAAAACCAGGUGGAAAAAAUGUAUUUACUCGUAUUAUAUUAUCUAUUAUCGUGAGAAGGUGGGGGGAUAAGAAAGAAAAAGAAGAAAAAAAAACAUCAAACGAAGGAACAAAAAUAUCUUACGAUGCAUUUUCUGUCAUCAUGAGAGGACGAGGAAAAGAACAACAUUAUUCUAACUCGUUUUCUUUGAACCGAAAGACAAGCAUUGUAGGCUAUAACUCAAAUAUUAUGAAGACACAACAGGAGCGCCUCAAUUUUACUAAUGGUUUUACUGCGUUGGGUGCUCAUGCGGCUGCAGAUGAUAUAAAGAAACACUGGAAUAAGAGAAAAAGUUGAUAUAAAGAGUGAAUGAAUGAAAUAAAUCCAUUAAGUUCCGGAAAAAUGAGGGAUGUUUCUAUUCUUGAUAUUCACUUACUCUCGUGUUAAUGAUGACCUGAUUUGUGGCUUCCAGAGAGCACCUCAUCAGUAUUAGUAGGAUGGCCAUGACUUAUCACGAUUAAUUAGUUGGUCAGGCAUCACUUACUACCAAACAAUGUGAAGGAGGAAGGAACUUGCAUAAAAUGAUUAGAGGAAAUGACACGUCACUAGGAAGAGAUUAGAAACAACAGAAUAGAUGGUGUGUAAUAUUAGCAUAAUGAAUACGUAGGCACAGAUGUGUGUUAGUUACAUUGAAGAACUAAGGCACAGUCAAUUGGUACAUUUAUUUCAGUGUAUUUCAUUGUUUUGUUAGUUACCACGAGAAGCUAAGAUGGUCAGCAGUCAGUUAACAUAUCACGUUCAUUUAAAUACAUUUCAUUUUGUUAACUACGGUGAGGGGCUAAACCGGUUAAGGUACAGUCAGUAAUCGGUUAACAUAUCUCAUUCAUCUCACCUUUACCUUUAAUAUUACCUCUCUGAUCUCCUAUGAAUCCAAUAGCUGUCAGGUUUUUUAAAGGUAAUGGUACUCUGAUCAAGGGAAAGCCCAUAAUACAGUGUAAAUGAAUGGAAAAGUUACAUGGCUCCUGACGACGACUGUGUGUAAGUACAGCAACAGGAAGAAAAAGGUUAAUCCAUGUGCUUAGUGCCGUUUUCCGUUGCCUCACGUCUCCGCUAUGUUGUUUCCUAUCUUAUCUCUGCCACGCUAUCAGUAUGAACGAACUGCGCCAUGACUAACUGACUCCACCGUGGCUCACCAUCACGCACUCAGAAAUGUCCUUUUCCGCCACCAUCACUUUCGUCGUUUUUCUAGAGUUUGGGGUGGGCGCCAUGUACGAGUCUCCCCCAUUUGUUUCUGUCCCUUGCAUCUUCCUCUGUGACUCGCCAUCCAUCAUCACAUGCCACGCCCCAAAUCCCUCCACACCACCCUCACAACCCCAAACCUGAUGCCUCUCCACCACCUCCACCUCGCAGCCACAACCAAACCUCAUCUCCACCACCGCUGUUGUUCUCUAUCCACCACCACCACGCACCCAAGCCAGAGCUCCCGUCCACCUUCAUCAUGUUCUCCAACUGAUCCCUCCUCACCACCAAUACCACCACCACGCAAUCCUACACCAAACCUCUUCUACGCCACAACUAUCAUUAAGCAUCUCAAGCACUAGAUAUCUCCUCCCCACUCCCCACCAUCACGCACCCCACUCAGAUCUCUCUCCAGCACCAUCAUCCAAUCCCCUAAUCAAACUUCAUCACUCACCACCACCACCACCACCACCACUACGCACCGCAACCAAACCCUCUUCCCUUUCUCUUCAUUACAGGCGCCCCUCUUCCCGUACCUCCACUUGCUCCAUGAUAUCACCACCACCACCACCACUGCCAUUUCCCAUGUCUGUGAUAAGCGGUCCCCGUCCUUCUGUAGUGACUGACGGUGUUUUUUGUGACACGUUCACAUGUCACGAUAAACACUGUGAUUACGUACAUACCCAAGGUGGUGUUUUGAAAUUAGCGGUUCGUCCUUGGCCUAACCAAAGACCGGUGUUUUAAAUGCUUUGUUUUGUCAUGAGCACAAUUUUCGAAAGUUACAGAGAUCAUUAGUCGAGUUCCCAUGGCUGCUUUUCCAAAUGAUAGCUAAUUCUUUAUUAAACUAACAUUAUCAGCAUGAAAACUCGGGAAAACCACAGUAACUUUACCAUUAUUUGCGUAUUUUGAAACGUUCGCUCAUCAGGAUUGUUUUCAAAGGAUAUAUAUAUGAUUAGUUAUGUUCGCAUGGCUAUUUUUCCAUCAGUUAUCUAUGAGUGACAAUCAGAAACAGUGAGAAUCAACCUGGGUGCAUGUUUUUUUUUUUUUCAAAGGGUACUUGGAAAUGAUGGGAUACAUGGAGGAGUACAUGAGAUGGCCGAUGUGUAUUGCAGUGCACAGUAAGAAAAUGUACUUUAGGAAGAAAAACUGUGUGUAAUGUAAUAGAUCAAUUUAAGUUGAGAUUAAAGUAUUACAAAUUAAUGCAUCAUACUAGUGUACUGCAGUGAGACACAAGUCCUGCCACUCAAAUUGGAGAUGUUAUUAUACAUUCAGCACCUAUAUAACAACUAUUCAGGACAAAGUAGCUAUUUUCUGUAUUUAUAAGAGACCUGAUAUCUUAUUUAUAUAUAUUCAGUCUUACAACUAGAGAAAAACGUGAAAUAUUCAUGCAGUUUCUUUGAAAUUAAUCGUCCCAGGCGCGAGGGUACAUGAAUUUCUCAAAAGUUCCCGGAAGGGUACAUUAACUUAGAAAAAGUUGGGAACCACUGGUCUAGACGACCUCCUUGAAGACCUUAACCAGUUCCCCUACAGCCUAUUUUCAAAGUAAUUAAACUAAAACACUGAAACAAUGAGAAAUUGUGGUCCAGGAACUAAACUGGGGAAGUAGAAGUAGUGCAGGACUCGGCAUUGCGGUAACUUGUUCCGAGAUGUCCUCGCACCCUUGCAUUCCAGCCGUGCCAUCUGUCCUGCCGUUGCGAUUGUCUGUUGCCGGCUACUUACACUGUUUCGUUUUACCUGAUUUUAGAUGUAUUUUGACUCUCUAACAUCAAAUUUCUUAUUGCUGACCAGGCUGAGUACUAAACUGUGGAUUUAACCAAGAUGAACAGAGACGCGCGGUACAAGGAAGUGACGCUGAGCAAGAGUAGCCUUCCAAGCCGAGUGCCUGACAGAUAACAUGCGAUUACAAACUCAUUUCGCCCAGUGCUGCUAAUUUCAGUUUAAUGACUUUUAAAAUCCCAUUCUUUUACCACGUACACACAUCACGGGAAGGCAUGGAGAUCGGGAGGGGGAAGAGGGAGGCGAGGGAAGAGUAAAAGAGAGAUACUGAUAUUGAUACUGAUAUAUUUAGUGGCCUUUUAGACAUUAGCAAAUAAGAUAGCAUACAUUAUAUUGUAGCCAAGGCCCGCUGAGCCAAGGCUAUGUUAGGGUCAGACGCGUGACUCACCGUGACUAGUAAACAAGUAUUUGAAUUGUAUCAGCUUCCCAGAUACUUGGAUUGUGUCCUUUGAAAAUAUUUCGCAUAACGCAAGUAUACCCUAUGAUUAGCUAUUCUCAAAACAAUCAAGUGGGAUGGUAAGUCUGUGUGGUGCACGAGAGGAAAGGCCCGUAUUUUGAAACACUGGCCUCUGAUAAGAACUGUUUUCAAAGGCCACAAAGGUGAUUAAUCAUGCUGUAUGUAAUUGAUGCUUUUUUCUUAUUGAUGAUACAGAAUCCUUAUCGAACUAUCAUGAAGAUCAUUAAAUUAACCUUGAAAAGCUCCAUAUCUUUUAUUAGAGCCUAUUCAAAGUAGUUGGGAUAAGACGCUGUUUAUUUAUUUAUUCAUUUAUUUAUUUUUUUAUCUGUCUAAGACUUCAUACUUGGUUGCCUCGGUCUUGGUGACAUGCUGUUCCUCCCUCCCAUCCUUACCGACAACCUAACCGACUGUUCCUUAUCUCUUAUCUCGCUUAUCGUGCUCGACGCCGCUAGUUCAACACGACGCGUGGAUGUCCGGGCAUCAGUACGAGGUUAAGUUCUGCCACGCGAGUCUUUGGGAGCUUCUGUGCAGUGCCAGUUGUGUACUCUUCAGUGUACUCAAGCAUUACCAACACGAGGAACCCCUUGACGAAGACAACAUGCAGCCCUUCUCCUUGAGUCACUUGGUGGUGCUGGCCGCUCUCGUUUGCACAGGUGCCGCCGUCAAGUGUUACCUCGGCUCCACGGAUGUUACUAUUGAUUGCAUGGGCUCAUGCACAAAGACCACUAUGAUGGACGACGAUGACUGGGUGGUACGCGCCUGCUGGGCCUCUCGGAAGGACGAUAAUUGUUUACUGACGAGCCAAGGCGUGCGCAUGGAAACGUGCUACUGUAACGACGAUUACUGCAACACCUCAUCCCCCACUUCCCUGCCUUCACUUCUCCUCCUUGUCCCUCUUCUCUUCUCCUUCCUUAUGCCUCGUGUUUACUAGUAACGUGGUUGCUGAGAGCUACGAUAUCUUUUCCUUCUCCAUCUCCUUAAUUUUAACUCCUCAUCGUUUUCUUCUUUCCCUUGUGUCACGUGUUUACUAUAGAAGCACGAACCUGACCUACGUAAGUCAUUCUUCUCUACUUUCCCUUUCCUCCCUCUCCGUUUUCUUUCGUCUAGUAACGCGGACUUGACUGGCCAGAGCCUCUUCGCGUGCUUCCUACACGUACCCUUCACUUGUUUUUUAUCGUUGUCUUCUUUGCCAUGUCUUGAAAUACUUGAUUUUACUGUAACAAACUUCCUUGUUAUAUUACUGUGACAUUUCCUCCUCUCCUGCUGCUUUUUUUCUUUUAUUGUUCUUUUAUUAUUAUUAUUAUUAUUAUUAUUAUUAUUAUUAUUAUUAUUAUUAUUAUUAUUAACAUCAUCAUCAUUUAUUUAUUUUCUUUUUAAAUUACCACGCGCUGUGUUGCGUGUGUUCCUAACGAGACCUAUUUGUACCCAGCAAUGACACUAAGGAACCUAUUUCUCUAACGUUUUAGUGCCUUAGCUGGACUACUCUCAACAGACCCUAGCAAAAGUUACAAGAUUUUCAGGGUGUUGUGGCUCAGUGAUGUUUAAACAAGGAUUCUGCACCAUCAGUGGCAAAAACACUCGUGAAAAAACAGGCUGAGGGAAUUAAGGAAAUAAUCUUUGCUUACUGACGAUCUAUUUCCUAGCAAUUUUUGUUUUCUUUAUUGAAGAUAUACACAGAGUAAGGGUUAGCAAUGAAAUUUAUGAACUGAAUUAAUCUAAACGUAACCUAACUUACUUAACCUAGCCCUCGGAUAGGAAAUCUAAUGCUAUUUCAGUAUCAUCCCAGACUUAUAAUGUGGCUUUUGAAAACAGUCCUGAUGAAAGCGAAAGCAUUGCAAAAUACUGGCCCUCCGAUUAGGCAAGGGUCCGCUCCUAUAAGUGUUUACCUGGUACUAGAAAACGAAAGAUGAUAGAGAAUGUAAUGUUAAUAAAGGGAAACUAAACUAUACCUUACCAUAUCUAUUUUGAGACAAACUGACACAUGUUCAACAGACAACGUUUUCUCUAUAAAGCAUGCGGGAGAGGAGGCUUAUACACAACUCUUACAUCCAUUACACAGAGUUGGAAGCGAGUGAUUUUUUUUUUUCCACACACGUUUCUUCCGCUCUAGGAAAUGUGGACCGCAUUCUCAAAGGUUUUGGCAUCCUUGUCUUGACUGCUUUUAAGAGACUUGUGGAUGUUUGGGGGUUUUCAAGGCUGUUUUCAUGAUUGUAGUGAUAGCUCAAUAAGUAUUUUUUAUUUCAAUGAAAAAAAGCUUAAGAAUUCGACGAACUAAUCAUCUCUGCAGCCUUUGAAAACAAUCCUUUUAUUAAAACAUUUUCGUAAAAAAAUAUUCUUUUGUACAAGAAAGGAUUUUAUAUUUCUAUUAUUUGAUGCAAUAAAAAUGAAGGAAAAACC
Molecule: messenger RNA, 7995 nt
Organism: Scylla paramamosain (green mud crab)
Lineage: Eukaryota; Metazoa; Arthropoda; Malacostraca; Decapoda; Portunidae
Product: tektin-1-like
Exons: 12
Coding region: 618-1985 (455 amino acids)
Biological process (GO): cilium movement involved in cell motility; cilium assembly
Cellular component (GO): nucleus; microtubule cytoskeleton
Source: RefSeq, a predicted model, not a curated record